CGCACCAGUGCCUAUGAGACCCGCAGGGUGCCCGCUGCCUCCAUCGAGCAGCUUGCCGCCUCUACUGCCCUUGGAUAACCUUACGGGAGAACAGGUGUUCUCGGCCCUGAAGAGCUUGUCCACCAUCUACUGCCCGCUUUCGGCUUCUCUUUCCUUCGGGUUGACCACCGAGAGCAAAACCCUGUCGAACAUUACAUCGACGUCGUCGCUGGAUUCUGGCUACGCCUCUGGGACCGACGAUGAAGACGAAGGAAGCCUUGGCGCCCUUCGCGCAGAUGCCUUCGAGCGCACCUUUGCAGAGCGCUGGCUGACAGGCUUCAUCGCGUGCGCGGAAGAUUUGCCAUGCUUUGCCUCUGAAGAAAAGCGGCAGCGCGCACUUGAUCAAGCUUGCUACGUGCUUGAGUCUUUUUUCGCCAGCCCAGCGGACAAUGACCAAGCGGACGAAAAUCAGGAGGGCUACACACGCAAUUUCUCCUUCGAGUUGUCUCUCCCAGCACCGAGCACUAGUAAAACCUCCAUCGAGGUUCGCCUCAACGACGGAUUGGCAGGCUCGAAUUCCUCGGCAGACUAUGAUGACGUUGGCCUGCAAAGCUGGGGUGCGUCCAUCGUGCUGUCCGAGCAACUGUGCGACUCGCCUGCACGGUAUGGCCUCACUCAACUUGCCCUUGGUUCCUCGUCGCGCAUCAUCGAGUUGGGUGCUGGGACGGGACUUGUCAGUCUCGUGCUCGGGACUGUGCUACCUCACCUGGGUCUUGCAGACUCGACAGUAAUCGCAACAGACUACCAUCCAGCCGUGCUUGCAAAUUUGCGCGACAACAUUGCAGCUAACUUUCCGUCCCACGACCCGGCACCGGUGCAGGCCACCCUCCUCGACUGGUCUGCACCCUCACUAGAGCCGCCACUUCACAUCCCGGCGGAUAUGCUGAUUGCGACGGAUGUUGUUUACGCCCCUGAGCACGCCGUAUGGCUGCGCGACUGCGCCAGCCGCCUCCUUGCGCCGGACGGCGUAUUCUGGCUCCUCAUCUCUGUUCGCGAAACUGGUCGAUUUGAUGGGAUUUGUGAAACUGUUGAGGCUGCUAUGACUGCAGAUGACCGUCCCAGAGACAGAGACGGACAUAGACUGACGAUUCUGGAAGCACAGAUGCUGCAGAAGCGUAGUGGGAUUGGGCGUAAUGACGAGACAGGGUACAAGUUAUUCAGGAUCGGGUGGGUGUGA
Molecule: messenger RNA, 1216 nt
Organism: Phialemonium atrogriseum
Lineage: Eukaryota; Fungi; Ascomycota; Sordariomycetes; Cephalothecales; Cephalothecaceae
Product: methyltransferase
Exons: 1
Coding region: 14-1216 (400 amino acids)
Source: RefSeq, a predicted model, not a curated record